Panicum virgatum (switchgrass) is the source of this 1026-nucleotide messenger RNA. Its product is annotated as probable metal-nicotianamine transporter YSL3. The record is from RefSeq and is a predicted model, not a curated record. The transcript has 6 exons. Lineage: Eukaryota; Viridiplantae; Streptophyta; Magnoliopsida; Poales; Poaceae. The coding region runs from base 1 to 1026 and encodes 341 amino acids. Gene Ontology annotation, cellular component: membrane. Gene Ontology annotation, molecular function: oligopeptide transmembrane transporter activity.
AUGCCCUCCGUGGAGAGGGCAUUCGAGGGGCAGCCGUAUCAUGGGUUUUGGGGGCAGGUGACGGUGCGAGCCAUGCUCAUAGCCAUCGUGCUUGCCGGCCUCUUCUCUAUGGUGACACUGAAGAUCUACAUGAAAGUCGGGGUUGUAGGAGCAUUCAACAUGCCCAUCAACAUCCUCAGCUUUGUCGUCCUCAGAAGCCUUGUUGGCCUGAUGCGACGCUGCGGCGUUGCCGCAUCGCCAUUCACGCGCCAGGAGAACAUCUUCCUCCAGACCAGUACAAUAACCUGCAUUAAUAUUUCACUCUCUUGUGGUUUCGGGAACUACUUUGUUGGAUUGUUUACUGUGGUAGCAAAGUCUCUCAGUGAUAACCCAGAUAAAAGAGACAUUGUCGACGUGACUGUUGGACAAUAUGGGUUUUUCCUUGUCACCGUUGGUAUGGUGGCAAUAAUGGCAACGCUGCCGCUGGUGCAGUGGUUCUACACUGGAGGUGAUAGUUGUGGAUUUGGCGUCUUUCCUACAUUUGGGCUAGAACUAUAUAAACGUAGAUUCUUUUUUGAUUUCUCCACAUCAUUUUUGGGUGUUGGUAUGAUUGUCCCACAUGUUGUAAACUUUGGAUUACUUUUUGGGGCCAUCAUCUCUGGAGCCAUCUUAUAUCCUUACCUUGAAAGUAAAAGAGGGAAAUGGUAUUUCACUGACAGUCCAUCAACUCUGAAUGGAGUCAAUGGAUACAAGAUUUUCAUGGGCUUAACAAUGGUCGUCACUGAGGGAAUAUUCAACUUCAUUACACUUAGUACUGCAUUGGUAAUCGACUUCUACAAGAAAACGGAAGAAAAUGAUUCUGGGGCAGCUAAAUAUAUCUUGAAACACCCCAGUCUUAACUAUGAUGAUCGUAAAAGGCUUGAGCGUACCCAGCCUCUAGAAGAACUGCCGUCCGCUGCUGAAGUCCACGCCGCAGAAUGGGAUCCACAGCACCGCAACGUCGGCACCCAGUGCCAUGGUCAGGCAACACAAGAGGUGUGCCGCUAG